Messenger RNA from Meira miltonrushii, 1188 nucleotides. RefSeq lists its product as uncharacterized. The record is from RefSeq and is a predicted model, not a curated record. The coding region runs from base 1 to 1188 and encodes 395 amino acids. The transcript has a single exon. NCBI's taxonomy places the organism in Eukaryota, Fungi, Basidiomycota, Exobasidiomycetes, Exobasidiales, Brachybasidiaceae.
AUGAUUGCAAUAAUCAUUUUCAGGCUAUUUGAGCUGGUUUUGCUAUUCUGGGGUGUUGUUGCUUCAGUAGCAUUCUAUAUCUCACGAAAUCGAUUCAACAAGCUUGGAAUACGAUCUUUAUCGGCACCCUCUACAGUAGAGAUCAAGUUACAACAAUCACCAACAAGAUUUACCGGUUUUGAUUUGUUUGUUUUGUCGUUAUCGGUCUUGUGCAAGUAUAUCCCUUUCACAAAAGGCUAUCAUAAUGAGCUAAUCCCGCACAAGGAUAAACAACAAGCAUUCGAUUUACCCCUAAUUCAGGUCAGUGGACCGCUACGAUUCGAUCAAUCGGACAUUCAAAGAUUCCAAAGAGCACUUCAACCCAAUGUCAAAGGCAGAAAGCCAGAGAUUGAUGAUGAUGGUCCCGCAAACAGUCUAUUUCUGGUCGCUUUGACUGCACCUCUAGUGAUCUAUGUCCUUGCUUUACAUGCAUCUCCCAUCAAACCACUAGGAGCGGUUAAUACACGAAAUGCGUUUCACUAUCACGAUCCUGCGAUGUGCAAUGACAUAACAAAACUCUUACAAGCAUCCAAUGAAGGUCGACUGCAAGUAUCAGCACGAUUUGGAGGACCGCAAAAUCCAGGCAUACGCAAGAAACGUGGGAUGGAUUUCAGUAUGAUCAUUGAGGUACGCAAACAUGAAGAAGUUCUGUUCACUCAAGAACUACACUUUUUGCAAUUCCUUAAAUCCGGACAGAAGCCCAAAUUUGAUCCUGAGCAGCGUCAGUCUGAACAAAAUAACGAUGAAGAUAUGGAAGAUCAGGAUUCGUUGGAAACAUGUGCUCUUCCGCGGUUCGAUGUUACCACGCCAAGACUGUGGGCAAGCAGCUGUGGGGAUUACAACCCAAUCCAUAUUCUACCCCUAGCUGCGGUAUUGUUUGGAUUCCCGUCCGUUAUAGCACAUGGAAACCAUGUCGUUGCUUUGGCCGUUGAAGAAGCAAGGCUUAAAGAUCAACAAAGGUUCAAUGAAGCACAUCAGAUAUUGUACGGACGCAAACCAUUCACACUUGAUGUUCAAUUUAUCAAACCGAUGGUCUUGCCGGCAACUUUUCACGUAGCCUGGCAAGUCAGAAGGAACGCAGAAGGGGUCAGACUGAUUGUCAUGAAAGGCGAUCGAGAUUGUGUGAUUGGGUCAUGCUAUGUUGACUAG